This is a messenger RNA of Lolium perenne, 3823 nucleotides long. RefSeq names its product probable chromatin-remodeling complex ATPase chain. Gene Ontology annotation, cellular component: nucleus; chromatin. NCBI's taxonomy places the organism in Eukaryota, Viridiplantae, Streptophyta, Magnoliopsida, Poales, Poaceae. Gene Ontology annotation, biological process: nucleosome organization. Gene Ontology annotation, molecular function: ATP binding; histone binding; ATP-dependent chromatin remodeler activity. The record is from RefSeq and is a predicted model, not a curated record.
CCGCUCACUCCCUUUCUGCACCAAAUCGCUCCGCACUCUGUAUAUCUACCGCCGCUCACCCGGCCAAACGAUUCAAAACCCCAUUCAGCACUCUAAAUCUGCAUCGCGUCUCAGAAGCCCUAACCCUAGUCCCCAACCCUUGCUCCAAUGGCGAAGCCGGUGAAGUACGACGACGAAGAGGAUGCCUCUUCCUCCGGCGAGGAGCAAGAGGACCAGGUCGACGGCGGCGGCUCCGAAUCUGACGAGGAGGGGGAAGAGGAGGACGAGGCCCCGGCCCGCGAGGCGGACGGGGAUGGGGAGGAAGAGGUGGAUGCGGAUGAGAUCGAGGCCGUCACGACGGGCGCGGGCGCUGACGAAGAGGAUGAUGGCGGUGCUGUUGCAGGCGGAGAAGACGAGGAGUCCCAGUCAACCGAGGACGACGAAGCCGCUGUGGGGGACGACGACGAUGAGGCUGAAGACCCUGCUGGAAAUCCAGUGGUAGGGAAGCAUGAGCGAGCCAGACUCAAAGAACUCCAGAAAUUAAAGAAGCAGAAAAUCCAAGAGAUAUUAGAUUCUCAGAAUGCUGCCAUUGAUGCUGACAUGAACACGAAAGGGAAAGGGCGAUUGAAGUACCUAUUGCAGCAGACAGAAAUAUUUGCCCACUUCGCAAAAGGAAGCCAAUCUAAAGAGAAGAAGUCACGUGGAAGGGGUCGUCAUGAGUCAAAGAUGACAGAAGAGGAGGAAGAUGAAGAGUACCUCAAAGAGGAGGAAGAUGCACUUGCUGGUUCAGGCGGAACACGUUUGCUUACACAGCCAUCAUGCAUAAAUGGAAAAAUGCGAGAUUACCAACUAGCUGGGCUUAAUUGGCUCAUACGGCUAUAUGAGAAUGGUAUUAAUGGGAUAUUGGCAGAUGAGAUGGGUCUAGGGAAAACUCUUCAAACCAUUUCACUGAUGGGUUACCUGCACGAAUUUAGAGGAAUAACCGGUCCUCACAUGGUUGUUGCACCAAAGUCCACUCUUGGUAACUGGAUGAAGGAAAUUGCUCGUUUUUGUCCCAUUUUACGUGCUGUAAAAUUCUUGGGAAAUCCAGAAGAGAGGAAUCAUAUAAGGGAGAAAUUACUACAGCCAGGAAAAUUUGAUGUGUGUGUAACCAGUUUUGAAAUGGCAAUCAAAGAGAAAACUGCAUUGAGGCGUUUUAGCUGGCGCUACAUUAUUAUUGAUGAAGCUCAUCGGAUAAAAAAUGAGAACUCUCUUCUGUCAAAGACCAUGAGGCUUUUUAGCACUAACUACCGUCUACUCAUCACAGGCACUCCACUCCAGAAUAAUCUUCAUGAGCUUUGGUCUCUACUCAACUUCUUGCUGCCUGAGAUAUUUAGUUCUGCAGAUACCUUUGAUGAGUGGUUUCAAAUUUCUGGUGAAAAUGAUCAACAGGAGGUUGUUCAGCAGCUUCAUAAGGUUCUUCGACCAUUUCUUCUUCGGAGGCUUAAAUCUGAUGUCGAAAAGGGUUUACCUCCAAAAAAAGAAACUAUCCUUAAAGUAGGGAUGUCUCAGAUGCAAAAACAGUACUAUCGAGCUCUGCUUCAGAAAGAUUUGGAGGUUAUUAAUGCUGGUGGUGAACGUAAAAGGUUGCUUAACAUAGCUAUGCAGUUACGCAAGUGCUGCAACCAUCCAUAUUUAUUUCAAGGGGCAGAACCAGGCCCACCUUACACAACUGGUGACCAUCUUGUUGAGAAUGCUGGGAAAAUGGUUCUGUUAGAUAAAUUGCUGCCCAAAUUGAAGGACCGUGACUCCAGAGUGCUUAUUUUCUCACAGAUGACCAGGCUUUUGGAUAUCCUGGAAGAUUAUCUUAUGUACAGAGGGUAUCAAUAUUGUCGAAUAGAUGGAAAUACAGGUGGAGAAGAUCGUGAUGCAUCUAUUGAUGCAUUUAACAAGCCAGGAAGUGAGAAGUUCGUUUUCUUGCUAUCAACCAGGGCUGGUGGGCUUGGUAUCAACCUUGCCACCGCUGAUGUUGUGGUUCUUUAUGACAGUGAUUGGAAUCCACAAGCUGAUCUUCAGGCUCAAGACCGUGCACAUAGGAUAGGCCAAAAGAAAGAAGUUCAAGUUUUCCGAUUUUGCACAGAGUACACCAUAGAGGAAAAGGUGAUUGAGAGAGCUUACAAGAAGCUUGCAUUGGAUGCUUUGGUCAUUCAACAAGGACGAUUGUCAGAACAGAAAACUGUCAAUAAGGAUGAUUUGUUGCAGAUGGUGAGAUUUGGUGCUGAAAUGGUGUUCAGUUCCAAGGAUAGCACAAUAACAGAUGAGGAUAUUGACAGAAUUAUAGCUAAAGGAGAAGAGACAACAGCAGAACUUGAUGCGAAAAUGAAAAAAUUCACUGAGGAUGCCAUUAAGUUCAAAAUGGAUGAUACUGCUGAAUUAUAUGAUUUUGAUGAUGAUAAGGAGGAGAGCAAGGCUGAUUUUAAGAAAAUUGUUGGUGACAAUUGGAUCGAGCCACCUAGGAGAGAGAGGAAGAGGAAUUACUCAGAGUCUGAGUACUUUAAGCAAGCACUUCGUCAAGGAGCACCAGCAAAACCUAGGGAACCACGGAUUCCAAGAAUGCCCCAUUUGCAUGAUUUCCAGUUCUUUAACAAUCAAAGGUUAAAUGAGUUGUAUGAAAAGGAAGUCCGGUACCUCAUGCAAGCCAACCAGAAGAAAGAUUCCAUUGAUGGUGAAGAUGAAGAUCAGUUGGAGCCUUUGACUGCGGAGGAGCAGGAGGAGAAGGAUCAGUUAUUGGAAGAGGGUUUUGCUACAUGGACGAGGAGAGACUUCAACACGUUUAUUCGCGCAUGUGAGAAAUAUGGUCGCAAUGACAUCAAGAGUAUAUCCUCUGAGAUGGAAGGAAAGACAGAAGAAGAGGUUCAGCGAUAUGCUAAAGUUUUCAUGGAGAGAUACAAGGAACUGAGUGAUUAUGAUAGAAUUAUUAAAAACAUUGAAAGGGGUGAGGGAAGGAUAAGCCGCAAGGAUGAGAUUAUGAGGGCCAUUGGAAAGAAGUUGGACCGCUAUAAGAACCCAUGGUUAGAGUUGAAAAUCCAGUAUGGCCAAAAUAAAGGGAAGUUCUAUAAUGAGGAAUGUGACCGUUUUAUGCUAUGCAUGGUGCACAAACUUGGUUAUGGAAACUGGGAUGAUCUUAAAGCUGCCUUUCGCAUGUCACCCUUGUUCCGAUUUGAUUGGUUUGUGAAGUCCAGAACUACGCAAGAGUUGUCUAGGCGAUGUGACACCCUUAUCCGUCUAGUUGAGAAAGAGAAUCAGGAAUAUGAUGAGCAGGAAAGGCAGGCACGGAAGGACAAAAGGCUUGCUAAGAACAUGACGCCGACGAAGCGACCUGCAUUAAGGGUUUCAGACGGUGAGACAACUCCAGUGAAUUCAUCCAAGAGGCGACGUCAGUCCCUUAUGGAUGAUUAUGUGGGCUCGGGAAGGCGCAAGCGUGGGUGAUCUGAUGCUGUCUUCUGAAGAUUUAGAGCGGUCUUAAAAAAUGUUUGACUCUGCUUCUAGUGUGCCGAGCUUCCUGGAGUGAUAUGUUCAAUGAAUUGUAGGUUAAGAUAAUGCUUAUCGAAGUUGUGUGUAAUGUGAUCUGCUGUCAUUUGGUCACCUGUGCUUCACAUAGAUUAGUUUGAAUGUUGCCCUGUCCUUUUGGUACAAAGUAUUUGUGCUAACUGUUAGGAAAUAAUACAUGUGAUCAAUUGUGUAUGGGAGGGAUGCCUCCCAGGAGGUGUCUGUUGGGGAAGAGGUGUCUCCCCAACACACCCCUUCAGUCUGUAUAUAAGUGGAUCUCCCACAUUGCAAUGAAACAAGAGAAUCAUUUGCUCCA